UCUUCCGGGGGACUCGCGGGACGGGACACAGCCUCACUAUGUUCCGUUGUACACGCCCCUUGUAUAAUAAGACUUGUCUUCAAACUUUGCUCAGAUAAACGAGAGGGAUUUUAUCUUUGACGCCUACAAGAAUCACACUGGGGGAUUAUGACAGAAGAAACAGACAAAAGGGGCUCUGCUGAAGAGCACAGGCAAGACAAACAGGAUCCCGAGGAGGGGGUUCAGCCCAGGGGUAAAUGGGCCAACAAUAUGGAGUUUAUUCUCUCGAUGGCUGGAGAAAUAAUUGGCCUCGGAAAUGUUUGGCGCUUUCCCUAUCUGUGCUAUAAGAAUGGAGGAGGGGUCUUUCUCAUCCCCUACUGUGUGUUCCUUUUCUGCUGUGGCAUCCCUGUGUUUUUCCUGGAGACUGCGUUGGGCCAGUACACCAGUGAGGGCGGGGUGACCGCCUGGAGGAAAAUAUGUCCCAUGUUCGAGGGGGUGGGGAUUGCGUCCCAAGUGAUUGUGAUCUAUUUGAACAUCUAUUACAUUGUGGUUUUGGCUUGGGCUAUCUUCUACCUAAUAAACUCUUUCAAGACCCCCCUGCCUUGGUCUUCAUGUGCAAACUCUUGGAACACUGAGUUUUGCUUUGGUCGACCCGGCUUGUUUGCCAACCCUGAGCUUUUUAAUAAAGAUUCCAACUGGUCGUUUCUGCACAACAUCUCCUCAAAUGGCUACGAAGACGGCUUCGGUAACUUCAGUGAAACUCUUUUGAAAAUCAGCUCCCCAGAGGAGGAGUUCUGGGAAAACCGUGUGUUGAGAAUGUCACAUGGCAAUGGUUUGGGUAAUGUGAACUGGGAGCUGGCUCUGUGUCUCCUGUUUGCGUGGGUGAUAUGUUACUUCUGCAUCUGGAAGGGAAUCAAAACCACUGGAAAGGUUGUGUACUUCACUGCUACAUUCCCAUACCUGAUGCUGUUCAUCCUGUUUAUCCGUGGAGUGACACUCCCAGGAGCAGGAGACGGCCUCAAGUAUUACCUCAAACCUAACUUCAGCAAGCUCGCUGAGCCUAAUGUGUGGCGUGACGCAGGGACGCAGGUCUUCUUUUCCUACGCUGUGUGUCAAGGAGUCCUGACAGCUCUGGGAAGCUACAACAAGUACAACAAUAAUUGUUACAAGGAUUGCUUGGCAUUGUGUUGUCUGAAUAGCGCAACUAGUAUCUUUGCUGGCUUCGCCGUCUUUUCCAUAAUUGGAUUCAUGGCUCAUGACCUCAACAUUCCCAUAAGCGACGUUACAGCCAGCGGUCCAGGUUUGGUCUUCAUCGCCUAUCCCAGGGCUCUGUCGUUGCUUCCCGGUUCAUCCUUCUGGGCCGUGCUCUUCUUCCUGAUGAUUCUCUUCCUGGGUCUCGACAGUCAGUUUGUGUGUGUGGAGAGCCUGGCCACAGCCAUCACAGACCUGUUCCCAAGUCGUCUGAGGAGACCAGGCGCCAGGGAGAUCCUGGUGCUGGUCAUUGCAGUUACUUGCUUCCUGUUGGGGCUCCCAUUUGUUACAGAGGGAGGGAUAGGUCUGUUCCGUAUUGUCGACACCUUUGGUCCUAGUGGAACCAGCCUCCUCCUCAUUGCUUGUGCAGAGACCCUUGUUGUUUCCUGGAUUUAUGGUGCGGAUCGUUUCUAUGACAACAUUGAGGAUAUGAUUGGGUACAGACCGUCCCCUGUUCUAAAGUACUGCUGGAUGUUUGUGACUCCGCUCAUAUGUGUGGUUACAGUGCUGUAUACGCUGGCAAAAGACAGCCCACUGAGUGUGUACGGUGAACUGUUUGGAUCAUCGGCUUCUACCAUAGCUGCUCUACUAAUUGCCACUCCACUGAUAUGCAUUCCAACGUAUAUUUUCAUCACUCUAUGCAGAGAUCCAAAGAACAUGACCACACCAUCUAAAGACCUGCGACAGGUUUCCCCCGAUAAGCCGGUUCUGACGAUGUGCAACCUGGUCAUCUUUCAAGCACAACUGGACCCAAACAGAAAUCUGGAGGAAAGAAACAUGAAGACGGCAGAGGAAUUGACACCUUUUGGCAUUAACUGAUGAUAAUAAGUCUGUAGUUCAUAAUAAAAUAUAGCCAAUAUUUGAGGGAGACUUGUCUGUUAUCUAAAUUAAAUAUUUACCUCAUGUUUAUAUCCAAUUGGCUUUACCACUACAAGCCUGCAUAAAUUAACUAACAAGUGUUUUAUAACAUUUAUUAUAUACAAUUAAAGGGCAUAUAUAAUAAUUCUCACAAUUUUUCCUAGUCAAGUGAAUUCAACCUGACUAUUUAUAUUAAUCUGCAAUGAUCUGGUGACCUGUCCAGCAUGUAUCCCGACCCUCAUCCAUAUUAAAAUUAAUUAAACUUU
This is a messenger RNA of Gambusia affinis (western mosquitofish), 2354 nucleotides long. RefSeq names its product sodium- and chloride-dependent GABA transporter 2-like. Gene Ontology annotation, biological process: sodium ion transmembrane transport. NCBI's taxonomy places the organism in Eukaryota, Metazoa, Chordata, Actinopteri, Cyprinodontiformes, Poeciliidae. The record is from RefSeq and is a predicted model, not a curated record. Gene Ontology annotation, cellular component: membrane. The transcript has 16 exons. Bases 148 to 2049 code for a protein of 633 amino acids.